Molecule: messenger RNA, 1435 nt
Organism: Sorghum bicolor (sorghum)
Lineage: Eukaryota; Viridiplantae; Streptophyta; Magnoliopsida; Poales; Poaceae
Product: ethylene-responsive transcription factor ABR1
Exons: 2
Coding region: 48-1199 (383 amino acids)
Biological process (GO): regulation of DNA-templated transcription; ethylene-activated signaling pathway
Molecular function (GO): DNA-binding transcription factor activity; DNA binding
Source: RefSeq, a predicted model, not a curated record
CCGGACACGUGUCCAUGCGCCGCCUAUAUAUAUAGGCACGCACAGACAUGGAGCUGCUCCUCCUCGUCGUCGUCGUCAACGUACAGACGAGACGGAGAGGAGGGAAGCACACGCACAGGGUGGCGAACGCCGAGGGAGGAGGACGAGGAGUGCCGCCGCCGUCGCGGCUCUCCGCCGCCGCCGGCGGUGGUGACGAGGACGACGAGGACGGCCGGCAGGAGGCGGCGGCGGUGGCGGCGGCGUGGCGAAUGAUGUCGGGGUACGAGCGGAGCCGGGAGGCGUCCAUCAUGGUCGACGCGCUGACCGCCGUCGUCGCGGGCGGGGCGGCAGCGGUGGCGCCGCCGGCGGCCAGUGGACGUCGUCCGGUUCAGCAGGUGGUGGUGUUGUCGCCGGCGGAAGGACAGUGGUGCAGCGACUACUACGCCGCCGACGUGACGCCGCCGCCGUCCGCUCGUCCUGCACUGACGACCGUUCACGGAGCAGAGCACCACGGGGCGUCAGGGAUUCCCGCGACGGCGCCAGCGGUGGCGUCACCCGGUUCAACCGAGCAGGUCCCCUCGCUGUCCUCCACCGACUCCGGCGGCACUCCUCGGAGGCGGUACCGCGGCGUGCGUCAGCGGCCGUGGGGGAAGUGGGCGGCGGAGAUCCGGGACCCGCACAAGGCGGCGCGCGUGUGGCUGGGCACCUUCGACACCGCGGAGGCCGCCGCGCGGGCCUACGACGCGGCGGCGCUCAGGUUCCGCGGCAGCCGCGCCAAGCUCAACUUCCCGGAGUCCGCCACGCUCGUGUCGCAGGCGCUGCCGCCGCGGGUUCCUCCUCCUCCGCCUCCGGCGCCGCCGGAGAGGCCCGAGGCGCUCCUCGAGUCGCAGGCGCUGGCGAUGGAGGGCGGCGGCGGGGAGUACUCGGUGUACGCCCGGUUCCUGCAGGGCCCCGCCGAGCCACCGCCGCGCCUCUACGACCAGGCGCCUGCGGUGACCGCGCCGUCCGGAUCGGCGUCGUCGUCGUCGUUCCCCGUGCUCUUCAGCUUUGGAGGCGGAGGUGAGGGCAGCGGUGCCGGCGCGGCGAGCUGUCAGUCGUGGCAGCAGGGUAGCAGCGGCUCUCCGAGCGACGGUGGGUCUGGGUACCCGUCGCCGCCGCCGGCGACCUGGGCGGACUCCGGGUGGUGGCCGCCGCCGCCGCCGCGGGACCCGUCACGAUGACGUCGAUGUCAGGCUUGUUGUCUCCGCAUGGAGUGGAGCGCACUGAGAAUUUUUGGCCGGAUUUUGUCACGUUCGGUGACACGUGUACCCAUUUUUUCAAUAUAAACAAAAUACGCCCACGCGUAAGUAGAAAUUUUAGGCUUUUAAUUAGGUACAACUUUUUUUUUGGGAGAGGAUGCAUUAGAAAUUAGUGUUCUUGGAUUGUUCCUUUCAUGUGGUGAUUGAUUUCUUGGUAA